Molecule: messenger RNA, 1712 nt
Organism: Chara braunii
Lineage: Eukaryota; Viridiplantae; Streptophyta; Charophyceae; Charales; Characeae
Source: the annotation of a GenBank genome assembly
GCAAGUUGUCCCUUUUGGGUUCUUUAGAAGUAAAGAUUGGAUCUCAGGAUUUUUUAUUUUUUUUUGGUACUAAUCGAGUCACAACUGAGCGGAUAGAUGUCAUCUUCUCUGGCAUCCAGAUUUCAUCACCUUUUCUCUUCCUCCAUGGUGAUGCGGAAAGGAAGAGGCGACAGCUCGAUUCGAUUGCCUUUGCAGGCUUGCGACGCACGGGGCUCUGUGAUCUUCUCCUCUCUCAUCACUCACUCCAAGCCAUUUCGUUCAGUACAAGAAGUUUCUCAGAUGGGCCCCGAGCAGGAGAGUUCGUCGCAGCAGCAAGUUGAAGUGCAGGCGCUAUCCGCGCCGAGGGUGCACGGUGAGGAUGUGCCGCUUGUACAUCCCUCGCACCAUUUGUGCGGAGAACAGCAUGCCCGCAGACGCCUGUUUAUGGGCCCCGGUUCCCUUCAUGAGCCAAUGAAUAAGCGUUUCACCAGAGAGGUAGAGCAUGCAGCAUCCGAGACAUUCCUCGUCACUCACCUAACCUUCAAGCUCCUUCGAUUUCUCGGUCUCGGCUACAAAUGGAUGAUCAAGUUUGCGGCGCUGAUGGCGUACACCACAUGCCUCCUUCCAGGGUUUUUGCAAGUCGCAUGGUUCUAUUUGAUGUCAACAUCGGUGCACCGAAGUAUUGUGUAUGGAGAGCAACCAAGAAACAGGUUGGACGUGUACUUGCCGCCAGAAAUGGUGUCAGUGCCAUUAGCUCAGGCAAAGGAGAGGGAGGGGGAGGAGGGGUCAGGAUUGUCGGCACAGACAAAUGGGGGAGAGGGAGAGGGAGAGGGAGAGGGGGAGGGAAAGCCGAGGGAGCGACGUCCGGUGGUGGUGUUUGUCACUGGCGGUGCUUGGAUCAUUGGGUACAAAGCAUGGGGGGCUUUGUUAGGGAGAACUUUGUCAGAAAGAGGGGUGGUGGUGGCAUGCCUGGAUUAUCGCAACUUUCCUCAAGGGCGCAUCAACGACAUGGUGGACGACGUCACAACGGGUAUUGGGUGGGUGCUGAACAACGCAAGGGUUAUGGGAGGAGACCCGAGUCUUGUGUUUCUUGUGGGACAGUCUGCUGGUGCGCAUCUUGGGAUGUUGUCGAUCCUACGGCAAGCAAUCUGUGAGGCUACGACAGGGGCAGAGAAUCUGCUGUGGCGGUCAUCUGACCUCCGGGGUUUUGUGGGACUCUCUGGGCCGUACGACAUCGUGAAUCUCGUCGAACAUUUUCACAAACGGGGACUUUACCGCCGCAUCUUUCUGCCCCUGAUGGAGGGCAAAGACCAAGUCCACUUGCACUCGCCAUCUGACAUCGUCAGGAAUUCCGUCUUCCGCAGGAAUGGAUACAGUGCCGCGUCUUUCUUUCCGCCUGUCACUUUACUGCAUGGGACUGAGGAUGCCUCGGUUCCCUGCACGGUUACCACCGAGUUUGCGGACACUUUGCAGUCAAUAGGUGUUCACGCCAGAACACGUCUUUAUCCAGGGAAGACGCACACAGAUCCGAUCAUAGAAGAUCCUAUGAGAGGAGGAGAGGACGAAUUGGUCGAGGACAUCCUCCAGAUAGUGUAUGAGGGGAAAGAGCAGAAUGUAGCACAACUAUCAAUCAGGAGGCGGUGCAUGGUGCCUGACAUUUUACUAAGGCUUGCUCGCUUCUUCUCUCCUUUCUGAGAAAUCAACGGUGGGGAGAAUGAACAUGGCCCUUCAAC